Molecule: messenger RNA, 2001 nt
Organism: Tupaia belangeri chinensis (Chinese tree shrew)
Lineage: Eukaryota; Metazoa; Chordata; Mammalia; Scandentia; Tupaiidae
Gene: RAB7A
Product: RAB7A, member RAS oncogene family
Exons: 5
Coding region: 65-688 (207 amino acids)
Biological process (GO): endosome to lysosome transport; phagosome-lysosome fusion
Cellular component (GO): phagocytic vesicle; late endosome; lysosome
Molecular function (GO): GTP binding; GTPase activity
Source: RefSeq, a predicted model, not a curated record
GCAGUUCUAAGUGACCCUGGUCCCCUCCAGCACACUAACUCUCUCUCCCCCUCCAGUCUGCAGGAUGACCUCCAGGAAGAAAGUGCUGCUCAAGGUCAUCAUCCUGGGGGACUCCGGAGUUGGGAAGACCUCACUCAUGAACCAGUACGUGAACAAGAAGUUCAGCAACCAGUACAAAGCCACCAUCGGGGCCGACUUCCUGACCAAGGAGGUGAUGGUGGACGACAGACUAGUGACGAUGCAGAUCUGGGACACAGCCGGGCAGGAGCGCUUCCAGUCUCUUGGCGUGGCCUUCUACAGAGGCGCCGACUGCUGUGUGCUGGUGUUCGACGUGACCGCGCCCAACACCUUCAAGACCCUCGACAGCUGGAGGGACGAGUUUCUCAUCCAGGCCAGUCCCCGGGACCCUGAAAACUUCCCCUUUGUCGUGUUGGGGAACAAGAUCGACCUUGAGAACAGACAAGUGGCCACGAAACGGGCGCAGGCCUGGUGCUACAGCAAGAACAACAUCCCCUACUUCGAGACAAGCGCUAAGGAGGCCAUCAACGUGGAACAGGCCUUCCAGACCAUCGCCCGGAACGCGCUGAAGCAGGAGACGGAGGUGGAGCUGUACAACGAAUUCCCCGAGCCUAUCAAGCUGGACAAGAACGACCGGGCCAAGGCCUCAGCAGAGAGCUGCAGUUGCUGAAGGGCUGCAGGGCGAGCACAGGCCUCCACAGACGGAGCACACGAGGCCUUGCACCCUCCAAACCGCAAAAACUGGUCUCACGUCCAGCUGCCAGAAGCCCCACCGGUUACGCCCCACCUCUCUCUCUCUCACGCGCGAGCGCGCCCACACACACACACACACACACACACACACACACACCCCUUACACGAGCAGAUUCCAGCCCAGGCCUGCCACAGCGCCUGGGCAUCUGCCCACCCCUGCAUGGGCCUGUGUGGCCGCAGGCGGGCCGGCUGUAGAAAUCAGUCUGACGUGGAAUCAGCAUCGGAAGCUUAUUUUUUGUCCACUGGAGAGAGAGAACUGUUUACAGUUAAUCUGUGUCUAAUUAGUUACCUGAUUUUUUUAACGGUCUUGUGGUCUUUCUGCCCUGCCCCUGCUCCUUGAAGGCUCCCCGUGGGAAGGCUGGUGCCCAUGCUCCAUCAGCGCUCACACCCAGUCUGCUCAGGCUGAGUUUUGUACGUAUCUGUUAAUGCUUGUUACUUUUAACUAAUCAGAUCUUUUUACAGUAUCCAUUUAUUAUGUAAUGCUUCUUAGAAAAGAAUCUUAUAGUACAUGUUAAUAUAUGCAACCAAUUAAAAAUGUAUGAAUUAGUGUAAGAAAGUCUCGGAUCACGUGAUUAAGUUUUGUAGUGCAGACGUGUGAGGUUAGGGCGGGUCGCAGUCAGUGCCGAACCUGGAAGCCCAGCUGGCAGUAUUCUGUACAGGGGACACCGAAUCAUGUGCACCUUUACCCAAGACUUCAGAGCCAAAAAGAUUUCCAUCUCCAGGGAACUGUCUCCCUCUGUGUCUGCAUUUUCCAGAAGGUUGGUUUGCGUAAUACAGUGGUGUGUGCGUGUGCACUGGGUAAAGUGGCUAUUACUUUGGGAAUUAAAACUUGCCACCCCUUUUUUCCUGCCCUGCACUUCCGACCCUCCGCUGCUAGGGCAGCUGGUGGCUGGGGGGGUGGGGGGGAACGCUGAGCACAUCUGUCCCGGCGACUCCAACUCCUUGUAGGAGGCGCGCCUUCCAGGGUCAUGGUGGCCUUUGGUUGGCAGACCUUCCCUCGCCCAGUCCCUGAUGUUCACCCGCCCCCGUAACCCGCCCUCUGGAGCCCUGGCACCCCCACACACACCAUCGCCCCCUGGGUAACCCGCCCUCUGGAGCCCUGGCACCCCCCGCCCUGCACCGUAGCUUGCUCGCCAAGCUCUUCUCCUUCCGGAGGUCCACCUUCUCGGUGUGGGGUGAGCUCUUCUGUAAAGAGACAGACGUGAUGCCAAUAAAACGUAACAAAACGAA